Molecule: messenger RNA, 2676 nt
Organism: Harpegnathos saltator (Jerdon's jumping ant)
Lineage: Eukaryota; Metazoa; Arthropoda; Insecta; Hymenoptera; Formicidae
Product: CUE domain-containing protein 1
Exons: 5
Coding region: 443-1147 (234 amino acids)
Molecular function (GO): ubiquitin binding
Source: RefSeq, a predicted model, not a curated record
CGCAAGCGCGCUGUGGGACGUCCAUUAGCCGUAAAUUAGAAAUCGCGAUGUGACUGCGAGUCUUAGCACGCACGGUGGUGUCACUUUCAAAGGUCAAGUCACUGAGCAGCGCGGAGCCAGAUGAAGUUGUGAGCUCUCGCAUUUCGACAGCUGACGAGCCCUCUCGACUUCCGACACGAUGACGUAGGCCAAUCACCGGCUAACCGACCGGCUCGUACUUUGAACAAGUCACACACGCACAGACAAAUACACACACGCUCGAUCGCAAUUAAUCGUCCGGGAAAAAUGACACCGUGCUAAUUAUCGCUGGACGCACGAGCCGAAGGAGCCGCGAUUCAGGACGGUGCAGAACCGGCAUGGGUAGUCUUUUCGCAGCCGUCAUUUCUUGAAAACUGCAGUCUGAUUACGUUAUCAGGCCGACGUCCCUCGAAGAAUACUCACCAUGGCCUCUGCGACGGAGCAACAGCAACAACAGACUACCCUGGAAUUUUAUCAGGCGAUGGCUGACUUCAAGAACAUGUUUCCACAAAUGGACGAUGAUGUGAUUGAAGCUGUGCUGAGAUCUAAUCAGGGUGCUGUGGAUACAACAAUUGACCAAUUGCUUACUAUGAGUACUGAUAACGAGAAUGAGAAGAUCAGAAGUGAAUUGGAGCAGAAAGAGGAACUUCCAAACGUGGUAAAGUCACCACAGAAGGACUCUAGUAAAUCAUUAAAAAAUAUCCACAAGUGGCAACCUCCAUUAUUGGGGCCAUUGCCGGAUACCUUUCUGAGACUUCCUCAGCAAACAUCCGACGAUGCCGUUGACUCGGCAUAUCCGCAGGAGAAUUCUAUGCUGGAGGACGAGAGAAUCGCCAUGUUUCUUCAGAACGAGGAAUUCAUGGCGGAGCUUCGUUGGAACGAGGACUUUUUGUCUACGUUGGAGCAUGACUCGAAACUCGAGAAAUGCGGCGGUCAGACUGGUCACGACGACGAGGAUCUAUUUAAAGAAAGACUGAGAAACAUGGGCAAAAUGUCUCGACGCAAGUUCGCGCAACUUACGAAAGUAUUCACUCGCAGUAAAAAGCGCGGCGGCAGGCAAUUGCUGCCGCCGACGGCUUCCUGCGACGAUCUCCUGGACCCGGAGGAGUCAUCCAGACCUCAAUCCUAAGACAGACACUCGUACCUACGAGUAGGAGCACCCAUGCUCGUUUCAUUUCGAAGGAGGAGGUCGGAGCUCGGUGAACGAAGCUUAAUGUAAUUUAGAUGUCACGUCGGAAAUAAGCAUAUCUAUGUCGUUGUAAUGCGACGAACACGAUAGUCGCGCGCGGAAUCGUAAAAGAUAUAAGUUAAUUAGCAAUUUAGGUUUCUGGCUCACGCAACGGCCCGGCGAUGCACCGUGAUAACGAAAUCGCAAGGCUGAGACUGACUCUGUUACGUUAUGGCGAGAAAAUGAAAAAACUCGGCGGGGAGAAAGAAAGGGAGAGAAGAGAAGAAGAGCAAAGAUAACGGGAAACGAGAUGUUGUUUGGUUGAACGGUGAAAAAAAUUAUCAAAACGUUCGUAUUUCGGCAAACAGGCAGAUGUACACGUACCAUGUAGAACGGUAGCGCGUUGAUUGAUAUUAAUGUAUUUCCCGGUAAGAUAGAGAUUGUUUCACAAUUCCGACGAGUUCGAUGUGAUAUUGUUUGCAAUAUAUUGAUAGUGCCGACACGGAAUUUUGUCCCGAUAGAUUUAACACUUCGUUGUGGCAUGUCUCUACGUUAUUUGCGAUUGUUGUGUGACCGCUUGGAUUCGGCAUGCGACGAUCGAAUCAAGACUGGAGCGCGUGAAUCUCGCGAGGCAAUUUUUAUCACGAAGUGCGCGUCCCUGCGUUCGCUUUGUUUGUUUUUAUUUGUUAAUAUACGCGUUUUACGACUAUGAGGGUAGCUGAUCGUGUUGUAUAUAUACAUCUGUGUCUAUUGUAUGCCGAUAGUGCAUUAAUGUUAUUAGGGAGGGUGAAUUUAUUGGGAACUUAGGAGACUCGACGUCCAUUUGGACUGAAUCGAUCCUUUCGGAAGGUCGGACUCUCUAGGGAAAGUGGAUACGCAACUCCCUUGAAACGAUCGAUUUGUCGAAAAAAAGAAUAAAGAAAUGGAUGAAGGGAUUCACGUCACAUUCUUACGAAAGAUGUGCCACUCUUAUAAUUUAUUAACAUUCUGUGGGAUAGUACUUGUUGCUGUUUCGAUGAUCCUCACUUGGUAAAAUCAACUUAACGUUCGGUCAAAAUCAUCAGCUUGUGUGGCACCUUGGAAUGAUUUCCGAGCGAGGCAUUCUCGAUCGAGUGAUUCGCUCUGAAGCUCGAGACGUCACAGAACGUUACAUCACCAUGCGCCUUCGUCCAUUUAUUCCUUCAAUUCUGCGAUUGCGAUCACACAUACACACGUACGCACACAUACAUACACACACACACAACACACAUAUAGAACGCACAUACCCAUACGGUGCGGUAAACACAUCCGUUGCACCCACUUUUAGACGUAAAAAACCUAGUCACCCACUCUAGCCAUUAUUUAUUGAACAGGAAUCUGAUACUAUAACGAUAUAUUGUGAAUGUAGAAAAUUAUUUAUAAAAAUGACCAUAGUCUAAGUCAUUUACAGACGCAACAAUAUGUGCUACGGCGGUCACAUAUAUACAAGAAUAAAUGGAAGAGAAGCCGGA